AUGCUGCAUCCACACUCGGCACGUAACAGUCGCCAGCUGCGUCGCCCAUCGCUGGGGGAGGGUGGCACGGCCGUCUCCGGCUCCCUCGUCUCGAUGGACAUCGGAAUCUCCUCUGGUCAUACCAGCUCAUCCUCGGCCUUAGCUUCUCCCGCUGAAGCCCGUCAGAGGGUCGGACUCGCGGCCACUUGGUCCUCCGACUCGGCCCUGUUCGACACCACUCCGGCGAGCUCGGAUGUCGCCGCUUCUGAGUCCGGAGGCUGGCAGACUGAGGAGCAGGAAACCGGGCAACCGAAUGUUGGCAUGUGUGAGGCACGUACAGCAGACGGGUCACAGUGUGGCGAUGAAGGUUGCGGCGUCGUUGAAAUGUGUCGCAACUCGGCGUCCAAAUUUGACGUCAACAGUUACCGACUGUUUCUUUGGCAAGAGAAAGAGCAACAACGUCUUGCCAAACGGCGCACCUCUUCCCUUCUGCCCAACGGCCACCUGAGAAGUCUGAGUGGGCGGCCGAGGCCGCCGAUUCGACGGCGAGGCCAAUCGCCUCAACGACUGGCGGCGAUGGUGAGAGCCGGCUGGUCGCAUUCCACGUCGCGUGAACCCUUGCGAAACCAUGCAGGCGUGGUCGGCUUGUUGCUAGCCAGGCAGAGAGUGGGACUGCUGUCUGUCGGCCACUCGGGCUCGGCCAAACUUGUGUCAGAGUCUUCGCACAAUGUCCUCCACCACUGCUCGUCGUCCUCCGAUACCUCCCACUCGGAACUAGCAGCCUCGGGGGUCCCGGUGCCAGACGAAGGUACAGGACCGGACGGAGACCGGAAGUCCUGGCCAAGUUGUGCGUCUUUGUCGGCUCGCUACGGCGACGGCAGUCUCGGUGACCGGCCGAUUCUGUUGCGCCAGCACCGAAGUCUAUACCGGAUCCGCACGAUCCGACAACGAUGCCGUAGAGACGUCAUUCCGAGAGACGAGAUGGCUGUGAUGACAGACUGCGGUGCUCUAGGCAACCAGGAAUUGCGUGGAGAUGGGGAGAAGGAGGAGGAGGAGGAGGAGGAGGGGAUGAGCGGAGUGGAGAAAAGGGAAAGCGAAGAGAUCCAAUUGCUCUUGGAGGAGAAUGCAUCUGCCAAACGCCACAUAGAGACUCAGGAGCCAGGCAAACUGGGGGCUGAUGGAGGCUACAAAAUGGGCCUCUUCAGGAUAGUCAGUCAUAGAAAUUGUCUACGAAAAGACGAAGAGUUCCUUAAUGCAAUAAUCUCUCACUUCAAAGGUGGGUGA
Messenger RNA from Protopolystoma xenopodis, 1263 nucleotides. Lineage: Eukaryota; Metazoa; Platyhelminthes; Monogenea; Polystomatidea; Polystomatidae. The record is from the annotation of a GenBank genome assembly.